This is a messenger RNA of Rangifer tarandus platyrhynchus (Svalbard reindeer), 1362 nucleotides long. NCBI's taxonomy places the organism in Eukaryota, Metazoa, Chordata, Mammalia, Artiodactyla, Cervidae. The record is from the annotation of a GenBank genome assembly.
AUGGACCCGGCCCCCGACGCCGAGGAGGCGCGCACAGUGCGCGAGGCGCUGGGCCGCUACGAGGCGGCGCUGGAGGGCGCGGUGCGCGCGCUGCACGAGGACAUGCAGGGGUUGCAGCGCGGUGUGGAACAGCGCGUGGCCGAGGCGCUGCGCCUGGCGGGGCCGCUGGCGCGCACCGUGGCCGAUCUGCAGCGCGACAACCAGCGGCUCCAAACGCAGCUCGAACGCUUGACGCGCCAGGUGGAGUCGCUGGGCUUGACGACCGGGCUGGCGCCCGCUCCCGGCACGCCCAGCCCUCCGCCCGCGCCCGGCGUCCGGGACCGCGCGCCCCGUCUGGGCACCGCGCGGUUCGCCAGCCACGCCACCUUCUCGCUGUCCGGCCGCAGCCAGAGCGUGGAUCACCAUGACGAGGCCAGCGAGUUGGAGAUGAGAAGGACCUCAAACUCGUGCAUCAUUGAGAACGGGCACCAGCCUGGGGCAGAUCCAGGUGACAGACCCCCCGAGACCACUCAAACCAUCCCAGCGCCAGAGCCCCCCAAGCCUCGCCCUGUGAGCCUCUCCUUGCGGCUGCCUCACCAGCCAGUCACAGCCAUCACGCGGGUCUCCGAGAGGUUCUCUGGGGAGACCUCAGCCACAGCUCUGUCGCCGACGUCUGCUGCCAUCCUGGGGGGCCUCAGCUCGAGCCCCAACGAGGCUACCACCGCCUGGACUCCCAGUCCCAGUGAGAAGAAUUCUUCCCUCCCACGGUCUCUGUCCAGCUCUGGCUUCGGGGCAAUGACGGCCAGCAGGACCAAUGACAGCCCUCCGCUGGUGACGCCACCCCAGUCACCGCCAUCCCCGCAGCCGCCAGCCACGACUCAGGCCCGUCGCCGGGAGCUGGUGAGGUCACAGACGCUGCCCCGCACCUCAGGAGCGCAGGCCCGGAAGGCGUUGUUUGAGAAAUGGGAGCAGGAUACAGCCAGCAAGGGGAAGGGCGAGACCCGGGCGAAGCUGAAGCGCUCGCAGAGCUUCGGCGUGGCCAGCGCCAGCAGCAUCAAGCAGAUCCUGCUCGAGUGGUGCCGCAGCAAAACGCUCGGCUACCAGCACGUGGACCUGCAGAACUUCUCCUCCAGCUGGAGUGACGGGAUGGCCUUCUGCGCCCUAGUGCAUUCCUUCUUCCCUGACGCCUUCGACUACAACGCGCUGAGCCCCACACAGCGGCGACAGAACUUCGAGCUGGCCUUCACCAUGGCCGAGAACCUGGCCAACUGUGAGCGCCUCAUUGAGGUGGAGGACAUGAUGGUGAUGGGCCGCAAGCCGGACCCCAUGUGCGUCUUCACCUACGUCCAGUCUCUGUACAACCACCUGCGUCGCUUUGAGUGA